UCAGACAGUUCGACGACUUGGGGGAUUUUCUUUGCAUCGAGAGCAAAAGUUACGCAGAUAUUUUUGUGGAAAUUACAUAAAAAUGGGGAGGUCUCCGUCGAAGAAGAGUUCCCGGCAUCGCUCACGGAGUCGCAGCAAGGAUCGUCGCAAGGAACGCCGUAGGUCCCGUAGUCGUGAGCGAGAGAGGGAGCGGGAUCGUGAACGUGAUCGCGAUCGAGAUCGUGACCACGACCGCGAUCGCCGGAAGGAUCGCAGUCGUAGUCGCGACUAUCGACGCGAACGUCGGAAUCACAGCCGCAGUCGCAGCAGGGAUAGGAGAUCAUCGCGCGAUAGGGAACGUCGACGAGAGCGCGAUAGGGCGGAGCGUCACGAGGAGCCAGCAAACACGGUGGUGCUGCCUGAGAAGAAGGAAAUGCCGAAUUUGUCGCAGCAGAUCCUCGCAGCCGUGGCUACGGAUAAAAAUUUCACUUCUUUCCUUAAUAAUCCACUUUUGUCAGGGGGCUUUGACACUGGCAAUGCCCGCGAUAGCAUCCCCAGCCUUCUAGGGUCAUUCGGGAUGGGAAACAUUGAUUUGAGCUUCCUGGACAGGGAGAAUAAGCCAGAGGAAGUUCCAAAGAGGGAUGUGGUGGACAUUGGAGGUGGUGGUGGAGGUCUCGAUCUAAACAAUGGCUCCAGUCUCCUGGGAGCUCCACCGAGUCUCUUCUCCCUUCAUCCACCAGACCCGAACAGCAACAGCAACAGUCAGGAUACGUUUAAAGGCAUGACGGGCAGCAAUGAUGAUUCUCAAGAGGCAACUUCCGAGGAAAGGAGGAGAAAGCGAAAGUCUCGCUGGGCUGGAGGAGAUCACGACAAGACAUUCAUCCCCGGCAUGCCCACCAUCCUGCCUGCAUCGCUGAGUGCUGAUCAACAGGAGGCCUAUCUAGUUCAGCUGCAAAUUGAAGAAAUCAGCCGGAAAUUGCGCUCUGGAGACUUGGGAAUAUCGGCAAAUCCGGAAGAAAGAUCUCCAUCACCGGAGCCAAUUUACAGUUCUGACGGUAAACGCUUGAAUACACGAGAGUUUCGGAUUAGGAAACGCCUUGAAGAGCAACGACAUCAGCUUGUCCUGCGGAUGCAGUGUAUGAAUCCGGAAUUUAAGCCUCCAGCGGAUUACAAGCCACCGGUGACACGUGUGAGCGAUAAAGUAUUGAUUCCGCAGGAACAGCAUCCGGAUAUAAACUUCGUUGGAUUAUUAAUUGGACCACGAGGUAAUACGUUGAAGGCCAUGGAGAAGGAAACAGGGGCAAAGAUCAUAAUACGCGGUAAGGGUUCUGUGAAGGAGGGUAAGGUAGGACGCAAAGAUGGGCAACCAUUGCCAGGGGAAGAUGAGCCACUUCAUGCUUUUAUCACGGCUAGCAAUCCGGAGAAUGUGAAGAAGGCCGUGGAUAAGAUAAAGGAAGUUAUUAGGCAGGGCAUUGAAGUACCAGAGGGGCAUAAUGAUUUGAGGCGAAUGCAGCUUAGGGAAUUGGCACAACUCAAUGGGACUCUGCGCGAGACUGACGGGCCUCGGUGUACAAAUUGCGGGUCAACGGAGCACAAGAGUUGGCUGUGUCCGGACAAACCCAAUGUCACAAAUAACAUUGUGUGCUCAGCGUGUGGCGGAGCAGGGCAUAUUGCCAAGGAUUGUCGCAGCAAGAGACCCGGUGCGGGGGGGCCGCCGAGUACCAAUGCGCAGGCAAAAAUUGAUGAGGAAUACAUGAGUUUGAUGGCUGAAUUGGGUGAAGGGCCACCCGUGGAGGCUGGUGGGAAGCGCGAAAUGGUUCAACAUCCACGGUAUGGGUUAUUUGAUCAACGUCAGAAUCAUCCACGUUCAAUUAUGGCCCCACCACCGCCGCCGUGGAAUCAAAAUCAAAUGGGAAUGGCUCCGCCACCACUUAUGGGUCCCCCAGGACCCCCGGGGAGUGGUGGUCAGGGCGCCCAUGGUGGUGGAAUGCCAUGGAAUAUGGGAAUGGGGCAGAAUUCAAGUAAUGGUGGUCAACCACCGCCCCCGGGGAGUUGCAUGCCAUCCGAUAAUAGUAUGCCGGGUAUGAGUCCGGGUUUGCCGCCAAUUCCCGGAACUGGGAUUCCUCCAAUGAUGCCACCACCACCGGGAACGGAUCAGCAAUGGGAAUGGGGGGCACCACAGCCACCGUUGCCGCCGCAGCAGCAACAGCACAUGAUGCCACCACCAUUCCCAUGGGGGCAGGCUCCACCCAAUUUCAUUCCUCCACCUCCGCCGUCUACCAAUAAUUCAAUGACAACCCCCAGAAUUCAGAGCCUCCUGUCGUCACCGCCACCUCCGCCGCCACCCAACUAAUCUCAAGGUUGUAUUGUGGUGUACUGUUUGAGAGAUUUAUGUGGUGUGUUGACGUGAAAUUUAGCAUAAAAUGAUUUUACAACUAAAAGUUCAAAAUGUUGUGGAAAUGGAAAGAAACGGAACAUCAAAUAAAUUUCAUUUUCCUGCUUAAUUUUAAUUAAAAAAAAGAAAAUAAAAUGGAAUUUGAACAGUCUUCAAAUUAAUUUAAACUUUAUGUAGGAAAAAAAGAUUAAUUCAAGAAAUUAGCAAGAAUUUGGUCCUGAAUUGUCGGAUUGUAUUUUACAAUUUUAUUAAAUUUGAUUUCUCUAAAAUAUUUAUAAAGAACUGUAGAAUGUACAAGUUUAAUGUAGAAGAGACAGCAUAAAAGUAUAAUAAUCAAGGAAAUAAAAGCUUAAUCCUUCCGAUUAAUCGCUCAAUGGUUGAAAUCAAUUUAGUUCUUGAAAAUAACGAAGCAUUUAGGAUUUUCAAAAGUAGAAAAAAAAAGAUCAAAAUUAGAGACUUUUCAUCAACCUGAGUGAAUAGAAAGUGAGAGUAGAAAAUAAGGGUAUUUGUCGCUAUAAUUUUCUAUGAAUUCUUUCUUAAAAUAAAUGAUAAUAUUGUAUAAAAUAUGAAAAUUGAACGUUAAUAAACCUUUAGAAACAAACAA
Lutzomyia longipalpis is the source of this 2978-nucleotide messenger RNA. It is a transcript of the gene SF1, whose product is annotated as splicing factor 1. The transcript is spliced from 6 exons. Gene Ontology annotation, cellular component: nucleus. Bases 83 to 2332 code for a protein of 749 amino acids. Gene Ontology annotation, molecular function: mRNA binding; zinc ion binding. Lineage: Eukaryota; Metazoa; Arthropoda; Insecta; Diptera; Psychodidae. The record is from RefSeq and is a predicted model, not a curated record. Gene Ontology annotation, biological process: regulation of mRNA splicing, via spliceosome.